Molecule: messenger RNA, 2754 nt
Organism: Misgurnus anguillicaudatus (oriental weatherfish)
Lineage: Eukaryota; Metazoa; Chordata; Actinopteri; Cypriniformes; Cobitidae
Source: RefSeq, a predicted model, not a curated record
GGUGGCCGACAGGGGUCGCUGCACUGCAACAAAAGAAAACACAUGCAAAUAGAAAAAACACCAGCAAAUAAAGAAAACAUCUUCAUCAGUUUGACAACACAUGCGCUGCAAAAACUCGCAACACAUCCAAAUUCAGAAAACACGUUGCAAAUUCUUAAAACACAAACAAAAACAGAAACGCGUUCCAAAACUCACAACACGAACAAUAACACAAAAGCGCUGCAAGUUCUAAAAAAACACGACCAAUAACAGAAACGCGCUGCAAGCGGAUCAAACGACAACGGAAGUGUUUCAGGGGGGACGCAAAAAGUGAUGCACCAGUCUGGGAAAUGUUUCCGGUUUACGUUCAAUUCGUCCAUGGAGCUCUCUACGUCGAUCAAAUAUCAGAAUGUAUUGUCCAUUCUGUGGCUUCAAAUGGCCAGACUUGCCCAAAUUUUGCUGUUCAUGUGGGCGAAAUGUAGCAUUUGUAACGGAGAACACAGCUAAAACUGCGGGUGAUGACCAGGGGUCAUGUGAACCUCUGCCCAAAGUGACUGAUACUCGUGGCAUUCCAGCUACAGUGACUGAAACACGUACCAUUCCAGCAAAUUCGUCUGUUCUCCAGUUCAUGAAAUACAGACAACUAAAAGAAACUGAAAGGAGAACAUUCUCUAGAAGUAAAAAGAAAUUAAAGAAAACAGUGAGGGUUUCUGUUGGGGUCAUGAGUAAGAAAAGGCAUGACUUCAAGCCCAUAAGAGGGAAAAACCUGCCUUUAAAUGUUGAACCUGAGUGGUCCUCUGAGCAACUUUUGGCAGCUGCCAUUAAAAAACUAAAGGACUUCAAUCAAGACAUGGAAGAUGGAGAAUAUGUCUUGCUUUAUCCUGAUGGCUCUCAGAUAAAAAAUAUCCCUGGGACUGACACACCCUUUACCAUUGGUCAAUACAAAGAGGCUAUUGGAAAAGCUUAUCAAAGGAUCACAUUUUACAUCUGCACACUUAAGGCUUUUUUGUCAAAGGGUUAUGGAGAAGACUCGUUUUCAGAAGAUGAGGAUGAUGAAGUUGUUGUUAAUGUUCCACCCAAUAGGUCACCUCUUUCUGACACAGUGCUUUGGUCAAGUCCUGAAAGCAGUACACCAGAGCCUAGACAUUGGUCAACUGCAACUUCUGAGCCAUCAACAUCCCAGUCAUGUAAUGAGCAAGGGCUGCAUCCCAAAAGUGCAACAACAUCCCAACAGGCCAAGAGUACAACAAGACUCCAACAGGCAACCACCCCAGUGGAUCAUUUCACAUCAAGUGACUUUUACGAUACAUAUACCAACAUCUACGCACCUGUUAUUAUUGACAGCAGUUCAUCAGAUCUUGAGGAAGUAGAAAAAUAUCAAGAGAAAGAGAAAGACAGUGAUGGACAAGAUGGACUGACAGCUGCAGACAUAGUGUCAAAUCUGUCACAUAAGCUUAACACAACAUCCUGUAGCAGAUUUAACAUUAAUCGGGCCAAUGUCUGGGAUGGUGCCUUAAGAGGUUUCAGGCGCUGCUCAUUUGAUCCCGCCUGCAGCAUGUUGGUGAAAUUUACAGAUGAUGCUGGCCUGAUGGAAGAGGCUUUGGACAGUGGUGGGCCGACUCGAGAAUUUUUAACUCUGUUGAUGGAUGCCAUCAAAACGAGAAGAGUAUUUGAAGGCAAAGACAAUGCCAAAUACCUCUCAUAUGAUAGUAAAGCUGCAGAAGACAAUGAGUAUUUCCACAUUGGGAGAAUGAUCGCAGUAUCCAUUGUCCAUGGAGGCCCAGGUCCUGCUUGUCUUUCCCCCAACUUUUUCCUUUACCUAAUUGGUAAAGUAAAGACAGUUGAUGCCCCAAUUGAGGAUAUACCUGAUGAUGAGGUCAAGAAGGCCCUCCUUGAGAUAAAAAAUGCUACAUCACUGAGUGAACUCCAGGGAAUCUGUGAACAACACUCCAGCAUGCUUCAGACCGCAGGCUGCUAUCGAUUUUUGAGGACUGUGGAGGAUAAGAUGAAAGUAGUUAAUGAUUAUAUUCAGUGGUAUUUUAUCUACCGAAAUCAUCUUUCAAUCCAGAGGUUCAAAGAGGGACUAGCAACACUUAAUGUUUUUAAUGCCUUGGAGCAGCAUCCUUCACUCUUCUUCUCAUUCAUGUGCUACACUGAGAGCAAGCUGACGGCUGAUGCUGUAGAGAACCUCUUCCACGUUCAGCUUAGUGAACCCGGAAGCACUAGCCGUCAGGAGGAGGCCAGAGUACUGAGCUACUGGCGAGAUUAUCUGCUUUACUUGGAAGAAAAAGAGGCUAGUCCUUCUUUGGAGGAUGUCCUUAUGUUUGGAACUGGGCUAAAGAAAGUUCCUCCUGCUGCAAUACACCCAAAGCCAGAGCUAGUUUUUCAGAAAAAAUCACGCUUUCCUGUGGCAAAUGUAUGCUCAAACACAAUCAAAAUUCCAGUCUUACCCAGUUAUGAAGAGUUUCAAGAAGCCAUGGAUUAUGGCAUACAAAACUCCCCUGGGUUUGGUCUUCCUUGAAACCAGGGUUGAGAUCUUUUUUUUUUUUAUUCAAAUUUAAUUACUGCAAGUGUUCCACUGUUCUAUCCUGUUUUGGAAUUUUGGCAUCUUCAUAUAACUUAAGUUUUAACCUGCACUUGUCACUUUAACAUUUAAAGCUACUUAACAAAUACCACGCUCAGGUUAAAGGUUUUGGUUGUAUAUUGAUAUUCAAGACUGUAUACUGAUGAUGAAUAUACACUAGGAAGAUAAAAUAUACAUUUAUUUUGACAUUU